AUGCCCAGCUUCGGUCGCCUGGGCAAGCACAGCAACCGGUCGCAGCACGCGAUUGCGGCCGAGGCACAGUCAGCCUUGCCCACGGGCUCUUCCUCGGCGCUGAGCUCCAGCGAGUCGUUUGUCCCUCAGCAGCACAAUCAACAGCAGCAGCAGCAGCUUCAAUUCCAACAGCAGCAGCAGCAGCAGCAGCAGCAGCAGCCCAGGCUUUCGUCUGGAGGACCGCCGCCGUCUCACGCCCAGCUGUUUCAGAGCCAGAACCCCGCCGUGGCAGUGCCCGCUUAUGACGAGCGCCAGCUCCAGCAGCUCCAGCAGCACCAGUUACAGCACCAGCAGCAGCACUUCCAGCUCCAGCAGGGGGGUCCCCUACCACCGCAGCAGCAACAGCUACAACAACAGCUACAACAACAGCCACAACAGUCGCUGCCACCACCGCCGCCUCAACAAAACAAGCUGCAGAAGCUGCCUCCUCAACAGCCGCAGCAGUUAUUGCAACAACAACAGCAACAACCGCAGGGUCAUCAACCUCCGCAGCAGUUCCAGCAGCCCGGCGACUUUGACUCCGCUUCGUCCUCCACCUCGACCGCCGGGGCCCGUCAGAGCCAGCGCUACAGCCUCCACAACCUGCUAAACAUCUCGCAGACGUCGCUGCACGACCAGCCCGGCCAUCACCAGAACCAGCCUCAGCAGCAGCAGCAACCUCCGGCUGCCGGCCAGUCCGCUGCCACGUCCAAGAAGCGCUCGGCCCAAAAGAUCAUCAAGGGCCUCUUCUCCGGCCGCGGCCACGACAGCCACCGCGAUCAGCAGAACCCCUCAUCGUCAGCGUCUUACGAUAACACCGUGGGACUCGCCCGCAGGCCGUCCAAGAGGGUCAGCACGCUUGGCCAGCAGCAUCAGCCGCCGCCAAACCUCAAGACCGGCCUCUCCGCCGUGUCAGACCGCGAUUGGCACUCGCACACGCACACGCCUAGCUCGUCCGUGCACCAGACGUCGCCGCUGCAAGGAGUGGGCGAGGCUGAAGAGUACUACGCUGCCGACCACCAGUAUCACGACCUGCAGCAUCAGCAACAGCAACAACCGGAUCUGCGAGUCGACCCGCGACACUCGGUGCCCCCCAUCAACACCGCGCGCGGCAUUGGCGCCCUAGACGACAUCUCAUCGCCCUACGACGACGCCGUCUACCACGCGCCCCCUCCUUCUGCGCUUCACCACCCCUCACCAAGCCUUUCCCAGCAUCAGAACUCGCCAUCUCAGCUGCAGCCUCAGCCUCAGCCUCACGUGCUCGCAUCACAGGAAUCCCUGCAGCCGCAGCAUCAUCAACAACAGCUUCAGCAGCAGCAGCAGCAGCAGCAGCUCCGAUACGAUCCCCAACAGCAGCACCAACAACAAGCCGCUUACGAUCAGCAGCUGCCGCCCCCACCUGCAUCGUCCCAGCAGUAUUACAGCAACGCCAACUCACCGCAAGAUCAGUAUCAGCAAACCACCGAUCCGCGCAUCGUCACCACGCAUCUAGUCACGGGAUCGCAGCAGCAGCAGAACCCGGAAACCGUAUCCCAGCUGUCGCGUGAGUCUCCAGCCCCCGACUCUGACCAGCGAUCCUUGAACCAGCAGCCGUCUCCUGCGAUCCACUACUCAGUGCCGCAGGCUCACGACCAGUCUUCCAACGUUGCCCUGCCGCCCUCGCAGCCCGCGAACCAACAGCAACUCUCGCAGCCCGCCAUGGCUCCGCCUGGAGGAGGAGGCGUACCGACGAAUCGCCGGCCGGCCGAUGCUGAAAAGGCCCUGCCCGGAGCGCCGCCGGGAUAUCGUCACACGCACACAAAUUCCAACAACCUAAACGCCCCCGGCGCAUCUCUUCAGCCUGGCCAACAGCCGGCUAGCUCAACCAGCGGCGCAGCCGUUGCCUCUGGUGCCGCAGCCGGCGCCGGCGCUGCUGCCGCCGGUGCUCCUCCGCGAUACGAAGCAGCGACUGGAGACCAAGGCCGGAAUAGCCCUCAGCCUUCUACCCACGAGCGUGACAGUACCGAAUCUGAUAAAGCCUUUAAGGAAUUGCUCACAAAGUACAAAAACGUCAAACGCCUCUAUUUCGAUGGCAAGUCUCAGAUCGAACAGCUCAACGGCCAAGUUGAGCACCUGCAGAAUGCCGUCGCCAACCAGCGCAUGUCGCAGUCGCGCACCGCGUUGGACGACAACGAGUAUGUCAACCGAUUCAACCGACUGAACGGCGCCAUCAACAAUCUGGCAUUCAAUAUCCGCAAGGACUGGCGACGCCUGCCCCUGUGGCUGGAGAACUAUGUCAGCCCCGACGCUCUCAAGACAGGCAAGCAGGAGAUGACGGCAGUCGGCAGAGCCGUCAUUACCAAGUGGAUCGUGGAUGAAGUCUUCAACAAGUGCUUCCACCCAGACCUAGACGCGGCCCUUAGCUCCCAGCUCAAGGAGAUUGAGCUCAACAUCCGGGGCAAUGCGUACACCAUGCACAGCCAGGAAGAGUUUGAUGCCUUGACCACAAAGGUAGUCAACUGGCGAAUGGCGACACUGGAUGGCCUGCAGCAAAAGCUGAGCUCCUCAGCGGCGGCCGACAACCGAGCAUCAUUGAUUACCAAGACGCAGACGAAUCUGACCGCCCACCUGUACCAGUUCCUGAUCGAGCCGCCACCGGCCGGGGUUGACGGCAGUACCUCCAUGAUUAUGGAGCUCGCUGUCGGCAUUGCGGCCAACAUGCCCCGAGAGAGCCGCGACGUCACCAUCCAGUAUCCGCUGCCGGGCGACGUGCUGCAGGCCGGUGUGAUGGACGUUGAAAAGACGCCGUUGCCUCCUCUGGACGGCCAGAAGGAGGGCGAGUCCAGUAAGCCAGACAGCGAUGCGGACAAGGACAAGAGUAGCAGUAGUGGAGACUCUAGCAAGGCUGGCUUCGCCAAAGAUGCCAGUCGGGUGCGGUUUGCCGGAUUUGUGGCUCUCGAAGUAAGAGGACGGCAAGUCUUGGUGAAGGCACCAGUAUGGGCCAUGUAGUGGAGGAUAUUUGCGAUUGAACCCCUUUUUUUUUCUUUUUUUUUUCUUUUUCUUUUUUCCAUACCGAGGCAGGCAUCGAAUGGAUAUCCCAUCAUAUUUUGAUCCCCUUCCCCUUUUCUUUUUUUCUCUUCUAUAAUUUCAUAUGCUGCUCUCUUACUGGCAUUGUCGAUGGUUAUGAGAGGCACACAUAUUUUCUUCUUCUCUUUAUUUUUACUCUAUGUAUCUCACGGAAGUUAUGUGAAACGGUGACUUGGGGGCAUUUUCCCCUUCAUCGGAUGAGAGACGACGAUGGGAGGAUAGGGAGGCUUGUCUUUUUUGUAGACUUUACUUGGGAGCCGUCUAAGGAUGAAGCAGAAGGGGAAAAAAGCAUAAAGAGUUAGACGGACGGCCCCGAGAGGCUAUUAGAGUAGAUGAUGAGAGACAUGAUUGCUACGUGCGAUUGCUCCUUGGUUAUUGAUGACUGCCUGUGGCGAUGGUUGCACAGCUUGAUGAUGCCAAACUUGUCAGCCUUGUGCGGAAAGGCCUUUUUUCUAUCGAGUUUCUAAUCGUGCAUAUCUGAUUUCCCCUUUUCGAUUGAAUUUUUUCAAAAAACG
Messenger RNA from Trichoderma atroviride IMI 206040, 3599 nucleotides. Lineage: Eukaryota; Fungi; Ascomycota; Sordariomycetes; Hypocreales; Hypocreaceae. The record is from RefSeq and is a predicted model, not a curated record.